This is a messenger RNA of Mercenaria mercenaria, 567 nucleotides long. Its product is annotated as low-density lipoprotein receptor-related protein 8-like. Bases 1 to 567 code for a protein of 188 amino acids. The transcript has 5 exons. Lineage: Eukaryota; Metazoa; Mollusca; Bivalvia; Venerida; Veneridae. The record is from RefSeq and is a predicted model, not a curated record.
AUGAGUGAACGUAAGGUGGUAUUCGUUGACGGAACAGAUAUCUACAGUGUCAACAUUGAACAAAAUCCUGUCAAGUCAAGACUAAUUUCAGCUACACAUACCGUCACAGGUAUUGCAAUUGACUGGCGAGAUGAAAACGUUUACUGGUGUAUGGGUGAAACAGCAGGUGAAAUCAACGUGUUUUCUCGGGAGACAGAGACCGAAUACACUCUGAUCAGCACAAAUUUGACAUAUCCAAAAAGUCUUACUAUCCUUCCUUUUCAGAAUAUCAUGUUGUGGAUUUCUGGAACAGCUGGUUCAAAUAAAUUAGAAAAAUCUAAACUGGAUGGCUCAGAUAGAGAGGUCCUUGUUUCCAGUACAUCAUCCGGAGGUAUGAAAGGGCUCACUGUGGAUUAUUCAACAAAUACUUUGUACUUUAUUGAUGACUGGCUUGUGAAACGUUGUGACAUAGAAGGAAAACAAAUGACUACAUUUACCCCUGAGUCGGCACUUCUAUCACCAAUGAAGGUAUUGCCGUAUAAGUAUAAAGUGACUUUGUACUUUGUAUUGUUGAGAGCAAUGAACUAG